AAUAAAAAUGCGAUCAAUCACCUGAAAGUGGUUUUCAAAACAAACACAAUUAUUGUAGGUUAUGUUGAUUGUCUCGUGAUGUAAUCUUUUUGAGUGUUUUUUACGCAAAUAUUUGUUUAUUGAUAUUAGAGUCGCGGAGUUGUUAAUAAUAAAUAAAUGCAGUUUAUGUAACUACGUCUCCUGGCACAUAUCUAAUUGCAUCUGUUUAUGUUUUUAAUGACUAGAUAAACUUGUUAAUAUUAUAAUCGCUCGAUUGUUUUUCUCUUGUGGAUUCUGCAUAAACACGUGUGUUUGUUUGUUUGUCCUUCAGUGAUCGUUGUGUUCCAGUGAUGUGAUUUUUCAAAAAGUAUGGAAUUUGAUUCCCAAAGUCUGGAUUCUGAUGAAGGAGUUGAACUAUCAGUCAAGGAGCAUGAAGACCUUUACCCUGGUGAUUUUCUUUACUCGGAAGAAACGGAAUCGGCGGUACUAGAGGCAAAAGCUGUCUAUUUGCUGUUACCGAAAGAUGUUCCCGUUUCAAGGGCUUCGAGAUUGCAAUGGCUUUUGGAUCAUUUGAACACAGUUGUGACCAUUCCAGUGAUUCAAAAAUGGAAUUUCUCAAACGAAAUUGAAAUCGUAUCAGCAAUAGCACGCGAACAGUCAGUAUCAAAAUGCAAUCGAUUUUUGAUAAAUUGUCGAACGGAGGUGAUUUUUCUCGCCCACAGUUACCGAUUUGUGUAUUGUUUGGACAUGAGUCCCUCGCAAUGCAUUGUCGAUAUCCAAAAAGGCGAGAUUCUCUUCGACGAAAUACUUAACUCGUUUAAGGCUAGUGUGGAAGGUUUAACUCGACAGUUUACGAUCCCUGGCAAUUCCCUUGUUUUCCAGCCAAGUCUCUACUUAACCGUCAUGGUAAACACUCCAUUUUUUAUGAGUCCAGCGCAACAAGUUCUAGUCAAAGGUGUCCAAAUAACGUCGAGUAAUUUUCACGAAAUUGUCACAUUUGUUCAAAGUCAGUUUCAUGUUCUUGAGGGGAAAAUCGCCGAUGUUACGGCAAUGGUCCACGACCAAAACGAACGUCAAAAAACCCAAAAUGAGCGCAUUGUUGGUAGUUUAUUUGAUCUUCCGGAGAAUGAAAAAAACACUAAAGUACCGAUGGUCUCACCUGAUGCCAAUUUUGUAAACAUGCUACGAUAUUCAAUGUUGGCUGUGUCUCUCCUUCCUGAAAAUAGCAUAAGUCAUAUUCUAGUCAUAACUGAUGGAGUUGUCGCGAUGCCUGACUCUAACAUAAUGGAGACUCUUCUUUUUCAGCUACAUUAUGACAGCAUUGCUGUUUCGUUUAUUAAAGUCGGUUCGUCGUUUCACCCCCAUUCUAGUGCCGGCUAUAUUUCGUACACUGACUUGCUUAAAUUUUUUUCGCAUAGUACUAUGGGUACCUGUUUGGAGACUUCCCCCGAUAUUAAACAUGAGCCGUCCAUGCCGAUGAACAUUUACCACGAGUUGUUUUUACUGUGGUCUUUCCACAGUACUGUUAGAUGUGAUUAUCGCAAAGCUCACGAUUUGACAAAAUGGAGGUCUCCAAAUGAUAAUUUUUAUAGUCAUAAAACCCCAAAUUUGCUUUCAAAACGCCAGACUGAUGAAAAUACAAGUGCUUCCAUUUUACUUUUAUUGUCGCGUCGAAUGCGCGAAGGUUUCGCUGUUGAAAAUAUUAAUUAUAUUAAUGGCAUGAUUGAAGUCCAGUUGGGUUUGCAAUGGAAAUCACUGAUUUACAUAAUCUAUAAACUGUCGUCACAAUGGCCGGUAGUUAAAAAUAACACCCAUUUGGAAAUAUUCAUUUCAGCACCUUAUGAAUUCCUCCAUGAUAUAACCUGUCUCAUAAAAAAAGACUCGAAGUCUUUGUAUCGUCAAGCUAUAAUUGAACGUUUCUGGAUGCGUUUGUCGCAAUUAUCAUCAGCCGAUUUAAAUUUUGCUCAACAAUUGACCAACUUUCAAAAUUCAAAUGUCUGGUACACUUUACCCGAAAGUGUACGAAGUGGAAUUCCUGUGUUUAACUUAAAUUCACCGUGUCCCGACACUAAUAGUCUGCUUUUGUCGCCAAGUAGUACCACGUGUCCGAAAUUCGUCAAUUCGUGGCAAGGGAUUUGCCAAAUGGAGAAGAGCAAUUGGAGGAAGUGGUUCCAUACGCACAAAGUGUCGCUUAUUUUGAAACACGACAAUCCGCUACCGAAACAUUUACAUCUGCCCAACUCCUCGCAGCGAUACCAAGUGGUCCAGUGUCGUCAGGCGGCCACAGCCCUUUACGGGAAGCUCUCCGAAUGGGCCUCUUUCGUGUUAAUUGACAAUCACACGUACUUGAAACAUUUGUAUAAAGACGAAACGAAACCGCCGGAAGUCAACAAGCCCCCAUCUUGGUUCUGUAUAGUCCGAAUAAGUUCGAAAUUACCUUGUGCUGUCCUCAAUAUCGGAUUUGUGACUAACACUCCUGGCUACAUCCGUCACAGCACUUGUGAGGCUUUAAAAAAAGAACUUGCGGCUUUGUCCUACAUGCCAAGUCCCGGAAAAUCAAAAGAAAACGUUUGUUGCGUUCUAUUACAGAAACCUUUAGAGAAGAUUUUGAUCCGGUAUGAGCGUCUUCCUAGUGAUUUCACCACCGUGAUAUUCCCAGACGGGACCCAGCCCCCUAACACCACAAUGGCGGUACCUGGCCCCCUCACUGGAUCCCUCUUCACGACUUUAUCGCGUUAUUUGUACCACAAGAGGUGGAUUUGGAGUGCUUCACACAGUUCGAAUCCUAGACUCCUCGAUAAUGCCAUUUCACGGAUUUUGACAACUUUAACACGAAUGAGGAUUAAAGAGGGAUUCAGUUUUGCACACUCCUCAUCCGGGAUUAUCACCAUGGUGUUGGAAUUGUGGAUGGAACCCAGCGCUAGUUGCGUGGUACAAUACGUACUUUUCCCCCCACAUCGCGCAUGGUGGGGGGAGGAGGUCUACAGUGGAUCCGAAGAAGAAGAGUUUGAGACUGAAUACGAAUCUGAGCUUCAGAUGGUCACUGAAGUUUGGAUCGAACCACAACAUGGACGAGUACAAACAAGCAAUAAUUCGAGAAUUAGUUAUAUGAAUAAUAAAUACUAUUACGAGUUAGCUGAUGUGAUAAGUCAAAUCGAUUUGCAAUGUAUCAACUCACUACUAACUAUGGAACAUUUAAGUCUGAUGUGUCAAGAGAAAAAUAGGUCGUUUAGUGUUGACACAAAUAUAACCUUCAGUCGCCAAAAUAGUACAACGAUUAAAAAUAUUUUGAGGAAGAAUAGUAAAUGUAAUCUCAUUGAGUCGCCUAAUGAGUCGACUUGGUACCCCAUUACAAGUCCCCGAAUCGAACACAUUCCGUUUAAAUUUGACCCAAUUAAUAUUCUCCCGCUAUGCCACCAAACCGAGUUACUAUUUUCAAUGUUCAUCGAACGAAAGGAUAAGAGUUUGAGGGGGUACGAGUCCGACAAGUCGAAUAAACUCCUCCUGGACAACAUCCAAGAACAUUUAACUUCGCUCCAUGACCAGGAAAUUUUCCUAACUCGCGAGGACUCGGACAAAUUCACGCGCCAAAUAAUCACACGACAUAAAAAUCUCUACCCUUAUCAUUGUCCCAUAUCUGAGUAUCGCGGUGUUGGCAACCUUGACGAGUUUCCAGCUUCGCAAUGGCGUUGCUUUAUUAAAGGAAUUUCCAUAACUCACGUCAUCCUCACUUUUAUCCCGUCGAACUUAUCCGAUCUUAAAGCUUUAGUACAUAGUGAUUCAACAAACAUUCCAAGUUUGAGCGAGAGUAGAGAGAGUAUGGAACGGGCAUCGUCACGUGGUAGCAACUUCAGUGAUGUUCCCAUCAACGUGACCAAUUCACUUACUUUACCAAUUUAUGUUUACGAUUGUCCUCUUGCGUUACUUGUCAAUGCGUAUGUGCAAAAUCCUGAGGAUACGAAAGGGCCGAGAGACAUCUACGAGGAUCAUCGCUUCAAAAGCACCGAUUUCAUCCAGGAUGAGUAUUUGAAGUUGAAAACCGACGAGUGUGAGAAUAAAUCGGAAGAUAAUUACGAAAUCCCGGAUGAUAAGGAUAGGAGUAGUUUGCGUCACCACUGCAAGACUCUGGUUUUGGUCCACACUAAAUGUUUCACUAAUUCGCUUUUCAUAGCCUUGCAUCGUGAUAUUUAUGUACAUUGUACUGAUGUCCAGUCGGCUGUGGACCAAUGCGAGGAAUGUAUAACUGAAAUUGAUAUCACGGAUUAUAUUUUAACAAUUUGUGGGCAUAUUAAACAAACAAGUGAUGACAAUAUCCAAGUCCAGCAGUUACGUCAAGCUACGGCUUGUAAUGAACUAAAAUCGCUUCAUUGUCUCAUCAAAGAGAAGUUUUUUAAAAUGGUUAAUGUCGCAUUUAUUCCAAUACCAACAAACCCGGAAUAUUACUUUUGUCGUUAUUUUACUUCAACCAAAGCUGAUAAUAACAAAAUCAACAAUAAUAACAUCAGUGAUGAUGAUGUAUCAAACCCACCAUCGGAACGCGAUUGUAGUGUGUACUCUGAUGGUUUUAAUAUUGUGCGACUCGAGAAUGGGAUUGGGGAUGUUAUCACUAGUGAUAUCUGUCCCUUGUUUUUACACAUUGUGUGUACAUUGAGGUACAAUGGACACGUGACAAACACCCCACUAAGGGUACUACCUACUUGUCUUGGUGAAUUGACUGAAAAUAUUGAUGCGGGGAGUAUCAUCGAUAAGAAGAAAGUCCAAGUCACUUUAGACAUUUUCUGUCUGACUUUACCAACCGAAGUCCAAAAUGUGAUAACUGAGUAUUCGGCUCAGGGACUUCGGACUACCUCGUUUUCAUCAGAUGGCUUCCAGCCAAGUAUCGCGAGUUCAACAUCAGAAACUAGUGUAGUCGGGGAAAUUCCUGAACCUUUGAUGAGUCUUCCCGAAAAUCAAAGAAACUCGAUUGUGGUUCUGCGAGAUGAGAUUAAGUGGCUCUUGAAGGACGAAAUUGCCACUGCUCUCCUCGACGUUGAUUCCGUGUCUUUGGGGACUUUGGAAUAUGUGAUGAGACAUGUCGCGGAGAGUAAAUCCCGGUCUUCGUGCAUUAUGGAUGUCAUAAGUUUAAAUUUUGUCUUUGGCUCAAACCAAAGCCACAGUAAAUUCGUUGAAGAGUUUGCAAAGAUGAAAAUCCCGAAUUAUAAAUUGGUACAAGAAGGCGAACUGUACUACUUAGCCAAGGAUACUAAUUUCGAACCAGUGAAACAAAACGGCGAUGGGUUUGACAUAAACCGAAUCAAGUACACUGAGACUAUAAUAGACGUAGGUGAUGUGAUUUAUUCAAAAGAUUUCGACGAGAUUGCAUCCCAACCCAGUGACAUGUCCAGUGUUAGUGGUAGUGUCUUAGGGACUGAUGGGACAGGGUACGACGAAGAUGUGAGCAAUGACGAUGAGGAUUACGAGUGGCUCCACUACUUGAACAUGAAACGUGCCAAUUUACCCAACUUUUGGCUUGUCACAAAAGUGGAACAAGAGACAGUCACGAUUUAUUUUCAUUGUAGAUUUCUCGAAUUAUCUGCAAGUCAAGUUUUGAGUUAUUUAGAAGUCCAACGAAUGCUCAGUGAUGAAAUUCGCGAGUUGUGCAAAAAAGUCAACCAAUCGUUGCUUUUGCAGUCUUUGUACGAGACACGAAUUUGCGAUCCGUUGCUUGAACCUGACGACAACCCCAAAGACUGGCCCGGGAGCAUUUGCUCGUCUCCGAUUUCGCGUAAUUCGUCUUAUCACCGACUAAGAAGCAUGGAUGAGACUAGUGACGAGUCUGAGAUCAUGACCUCGUCAGUGACCCUUUCUGAAGCCUCGUUAAAUUUCAAACCGGGGUAUUUUAAGUGUCCGGUGGUGUGGCAAACACACUUUGUUCUUCACCCUCGCCUCAAAACCGGGCCUGGGAAAUCCGGUCUGUCACGUGGUAUCCUCGCUUUGAAGAACAUCCUUGAGAAAUUUUCAGUGUCGAAUCGCACCAACAUGUUUGUCUAUCGUGAUAACCGAAAUAAUGUUUUUUAUUUGCGACUCCAUGAGAAUGUGCAAAAUUCCAGUGCGAAAAACGCACCUCUCAGACCGUUAGAGUAUGAAAAUGCGAUUGUUUCAAGGAGUCCCUCAAUCGCAUCCUUACCUUUAGGACAAACCAAAAGCCAAUUACAGUACGAGCAAAGUCUUACGUCGGUUUUAUCGGAUGAUAUAAGACCAAGAGUUCGCUCUUUUGGCGAGAAAGAGAGUAAAGAUGGUCCCAAUGAAGAUACUCUAAUCUUGAAAGUACAUGGGAUUACCGAGGCCGGGAAUGACGUACAGUGUGAGCUAGUUCAAGUCUUGCAAAAUCGGUUAGAUGAUGCGGUUUUGGAAUUUUUAUCGGUUAUGUUAGCACGAAAUUCCAUGUGUCCUCUCACACCCGAAGACGUGCAGUUUAUUCAGAAACCGUUCAGGUUACCCGAAGUUGUGAUAAAAUUAAGUAUGCAAGACUUUGUGUUACAGUGGAUGGACUCUUUCAUACACUAUCUGAAACAAAACCUGUUGCAAUUUUUAAAUAUGCCCAAAUACACCGACAACAGGUCCCACUAUCACUUCAAAGAUUAUUCGGAAUCUGACCAAGCUAUGGGUCGUAAUAGCGAUGACAGUAUAUUUAUAUACAACCAGAGUCAAAACCCUUCGUGUGGCAACCGAGGUAUAGCUUGUAUUGCAUUAGGUGUGGUCUACAAUUCUGAGAUAAAACCGUCCGAAAUAACCCCAGACGCAUUUGAGGAAAUUUUUGAGAAUAAAUCAUUCCAAAACAUGGUUUCAUCGAGAAUAAUCGCCGAUAAUGAUGAGUUGCCGGCAGUACAUUUGGAAUUCCGACUUUGGAAGCAAGGCCGUGUAAAUAUCGAUAACUUGGCAAUAAAACUACGUGAAGCAAUUAGUCAAGCAACGUGGGACCUUGUAAUGGAGUAUUUAAUCCUUACAGCGCCCCUUUGCGAAGACUCCGAAACGAAAAUAACCCCUCACUUAUCCCCAAUCAAUAUCAAUUCAAGCAAUCUAAAUCUAAGCAAAGAAAUCGAAUUUAAUUGUUUACUCGAAGUCGGUAAUCGGGAAAACAUAAAAGUCGUCGGUCGUCGCAAAUUGGAGACUUUAUUUUCGCACCGGAAACGCGUCCGACGGGUGAACCCCCCGACGAGUAAAGCCACUCGUUCUAUAACUUUCGAUGAUUAUGAACGCGAUAAGGAAAUUUAUCUUGCGAAAAUGCCGUCGGUUAAACCGCUAACUAAACUCAACGCGUACGAAACUGGCGAUGAGGGGGUUUUGAGUAAAAACUACUCGAGGUUUCUACCAGAGUGGUUGGAGUUUGGGUCGGGUUUAAUGGCACCAUCGGUGCGAAAACAAAAAAUCAAUCUCACGAAUUCGCACCUUCCGGGGACUACGAUUAAAGAAUUGCUUAAUUUCGUACAAGACAUUCCGAAAGCGUUUCGGGUGAUACCUUCACACCCUUUGUGUGAAGGCAACGAUGAGAUUUUUGUACCCCACGAUCCGAAAAAAUUCGUUGAUAAGUGUGUAAUCAUCUCGCGGAAUUUUGACAAUUGGAAAGCUUCAACCGCGUUUAGGGGGACAUUAGAUUACCCUGAUUUUAUGGGGCCCCAUGCCCUCAAACACACACAAAAAUUUGUACCAGCAGUCAUCAAUAAUAAAUUCGUACCGAGACAGAAAAUUCUAUGGAUUUUGGUCCAGUGUGAUUCCAUUUUGAUCUAUACAUACAAUUGGGCGCGAGACAACAUCGAAAAAUUAAUUUCAAACUGCUCGAAAUUGGGUCAGUGGUUGAGUAUGCGUUCAUGUUUUUUGAACUCAGUCUCAGGGCAAAAACUGGGACUCUUCCAUAAUCAGGCAUUGGUACAAAAGGGUUUUUCAACCUCCAACAACCCUUACACGUGUAUGAUUGGUUUAACCGCUUCAAUGGUUGAGUUUCCACGUGACGACAACCGCAAAAAUCUGACCAACACUCCAAAUUUAUCACACGUUUUGGAUGCUUUCAGGGAUUCGUUUCACACUUUAAAAUAUAAAGCUAAUGACCCAGUCGGUGUUUUCUCAAUGGAAAUGCAAGAAAUGAAAAACGCUGAAAAGAAAUCACGCGAUGAGAUGAAAAAACUGCAUUCGAUGUACCAAUCAAGGACAAGUACGACCACAGUCCCCCAAAUUUUUCUCCUCAUGCAAAAUUCACGAAUUAUUCAUUAUUGUCACACCCCAUUGUUGUUUCUCCCGGAAUGGAGAGUUAAAUCAGCCGCGACAAGAGACCAUUCUCUAUGCUCACCGACUCACAGGACAUUGAAAAAUGCCUUGGAGAGAGACUCGUGGCAUACGGAGUUAUGUUACGGAUUUUUUUGCGAGUAUCGCCGAUAUUUACAAACUUUAGGUUUCAUGCCUUUACAGAUUGAUAAUUCUGAUAAGAAACAAGGAAUUUGGGCAAGGGAUAAUUCCUCCUACAAUUUUGUUUUUUACAUACAGAAAACUAUAAUGGGCGGAAUUUUGAUUUUCACGGUUGAGUUUAAUGAGCCGUUUUUUACAACGAGAUUACACGCAAUUGAGUGUAAUAGAUUACAGACGAUAACAUCACGAGCUUCAAUAAAUCGGUUUACGUUAUGUUUUUUGGAUGAAUGUGACCGGGUUAAAAUAUUGAUGCAUUUACAUUCCUUCACUUACGAUUAUCAUCUUCGAUGCAUCUAUAAUUACAUAUCAAACAAUUCAGGUGUUAAUAAAGUCUGCGAUAGAUACAACGUUACGAAAUUUUUCGAUGAUUUCAUGAAAUAUUACACGAAAGCACCGAAUUUUGCUCGUAAUUUAAUACACGCUGACACUAUUACAAUAACAAAUUUAGUGACUGAAGGCAAACAACUUUACGAUUACCUCCUAACAAACGUUAAUCAAUACAAUUUUAAAGUGUUAGAUAUGGAUAAAGGGGAUGGCGAAAGUGAAUAUAUUUUAGUCCAAGUGACUAGUAAUCCGCAAGUGUCUUAUAAAGAUUCCCAUGAUCGGGAACAUACCGAUGAGUUUGAAAUAACUUUGGUUGUUUAUAACUUAUGUGCCCCUUAUAGCCCCACUGAUAACAUCCUCCACCUCAAAUACUACCUCAUUUUGACGUCUAAACGGGAAAUUUAUCCAAAAUCCGAAGUUGAGCCAAAGCUCGGUAAAUUCCGGACUGUCUCCUCAACAGCUCGAAGUCUCUCCGCUCUUGAGAAAAUGUCAAGUGAUUUAGAAACAAGUACGUCGAAACACGAAGAUGACAAUAAUUACGACUUGUCGAGUUCCGAUGAACAUAUUAUUUUUAAUUCUGGGAGUGAACAGUCCGAUGAUCAACCCAUACCCCACCCCAGUACCCCCCAAGUUGAAAUAUCCCCCGAAUCAGUCAACUAUCUCGGUUACUACUCCUCCCAUGAGCAACUCAUGCAACAGAUGAUUCUUGACAAGGCUAAUACCACCCAAAAACACAUUAAGGAUAUGGUAGCGAAAGGCAUGGUCCACUGUCGGACCCACCUCCUCUGGAACAAACUAGUGUCCCCCCAAGACUCCAAUUCUUUAACUUAUGAUGAAUUCAUGGAGUUGAAAAGUUUGGCCAAGUUGGAACACUUAUGUGACGUUCACCCCAAUUUGGGGCCUUUGUUAAACCAGCCUUUGAGUUGGUAUCAAGGCUUGGCGAAACUGCUUUUGGCCAAGUAUAAUGAGCAGAAUAGGACUUUUGCGUCGAUUGAUGGCAAUAUCCAACAUUAUGUGAUUUUGCAUCCUAGGUAUUUCGGGGCGUUUAUGUUGCUUUCCAUCGACUUGCAGACUUCAAGAGGGGAUUUGUAUGCUGUUUAUCGCGAGCCACACAAACAGGAGGAUGCCGAACUGUCCUUGGCCUACAGGAAAAAUCUACUCGACGGUUUUGUUAAUUGCAUAUGCUUCUAUUUGUGGUAUGGAAUGAUAUAGUCGACGGGUAUUUUGUACAAUUUCCAUACUUUUAUUUGUGAUAUCUUAAUGAAAUUAUUUUUUAUAUGUUGGAAUGCUAAGUUUUUGUUAAUGUUUUCAUUGUUUAAUUUUCUACUGUUAUUGUAAAUUAGUUUUAACGCUCAGUAUACUGUGAUAAUAAUUGUACAAGUUCAUUUAAGCAGUGCCUGAAUUUUUAACGAAUUGGUGUCUCUUUUAAGUCUUGCCAUUCAUAAGUUUUCUUUCGCAUUCACGUAUACUGUCAAUUUUAAACAAAAUGUAUUCAUACACAUGUGCCAUGUUUGUAAUAUUUGGUAAAAAAUAAACUAUAUUCAUAA
Tribolium madens (black flour beetle) is the source of this 10289-nucleotide messenger RNA. RefSeq names its product KICSTOR complex protein SZT2-like. The transcript has 31 exons. NCBI's taxonomy places the organism in Eukaryota, Metazoa, Arthropoda, Insecta, Coleoptera, Tenebrionidae. Gene Ontology annotation, cellular component: peroxisome. Bases 349 to 9954 code for a protein of 3201 amino acids. The record is from RefSeq and is a predicted model, not a curated record.